Messenger RNA from Gordionus sp. m RMFG-2023, 4210 nucleotides. RefSeq names its product hepatocyte growth factor receptor-like. NCBI's taxonomy places the organism in Eukaryota, Metazoa, Nematomorpha, Gordioida, Chordodea, Parachordodidae. The record is from RefSeq and is a predicted model, not a curated record. The transcript is spliced from 18 exons. Gene Ontology annotation, cellular component: plasma membrane; signaling receptor complex. Gene Ontology annotation, molecular function: protein binding; transmembrane receptor protein tyrosine kinase activity; ATP binding. Gene Ontology annotation, biological process: nervous system development; multicellular organism development; cell surface receptor protein tyrosine kinase signaling pathway. The coding region runs from base 128 to 4078 and encodes 1316 amino acids.
CAAAUCAUUUCAAACUCGGUUAGUCCGUGUAUGUCAAAACGAUUUGAGCUUUUAUUCCUACACCGAAAUACCUUUGACUUGCUUUUACGGCAAUGACCAGCUCGAAUACAAUUUAGCUCAAACCGCCAUGUUUGUCCCCCACACAUUGUAUCACUUUCAAAACCUCCACGAAAACUCUACCUAUAACACGAAUCCCGACACUGAUUGGGCUCUCUACAUAGCCAUGAGUAGCAAUUAUCCUAAUUUUUAUUCCGACUCUCCCAAUCCCUCCCUGGGCACGGCUCUGUGCGUUUAUCCUAUUCAGGAGAUUGUUAGCAGUUUUACUGAAGCCAUCAAGAGAUGUUUCGAAGGUCUGGGUCAACACAUCCCCUGGAUAGUUGGUGUCGAGGAAGGUUGUAUCAAAGAAGAGAAAAAUAUAACCGAUAACUUUUGCGGUUCGGCUAUAAACUUUCCUAUUCACACGCAUUUAGACCUAUUUGCCCAAACAUCGUACCGUUUUGAGGGUAUAAUAAGUUCCUUAGCUAUCCAUAAAUACAAGUAUUAUUCUCUCAACAAUAAGAAAAUGAAUACCAACUCGAACCUCAAUAUAGCAUUUAUAGGCACUAACACCGGUUUAAUUAAAAAGGUAUUAUUGACUCCGGAUACCGCAUUUACACUAAACUCCGUCGAUCUUUAUGAAUCUUCAUCAUAUCAAAAUCGUAGAACCUCAAAAUCUUCUCCUGUCGUUGAUAAAAGUAUUAAGGCCUCCAACGUAUUUUCGAAAGACAAUCAAACUAUCUAUUUCCUGAGCUCUAAUAAGUUGUUCAUGUAUCCCCUUAACUCUUGUACCUUAUACCAAAAUUGCGGAGAAUGUUUAUCGCUUAAAGCCCUUAAAGACCCUUUAAACUGCGGGUGGUGCAAAAAUAGUCGAUUGUUUCCUACUUCGAAUGAUGAGUGUACUACGAUUUAUGAAUGCAAAGGGAGUUGGAUUCAAUCUCAUUGCUCGCCUCGGAUUGACAAAUUAUAUCCUUUGUCUGGACCCGAGCAAGGUUUUACGCUGGUUACUUUAGAAGGUGAAAACUUUGGCAAUAUAAAGAGCUCUCAAAUUAAUGCCACUAUUGCAGGAAUACCAUGCGAAGUGAUCAGUCUCAGCAUGAAUAAAAUCAUUUUGAAAACUCCUCCCUAUAAUUCUCAUGUAAUGCAAACCACGUCGACCAAUUUGAGAAUUCACGUUGUUGACCGAACCUUACUUCAUUUCGAUUUCAAUAUUGAGGGAAGAGAUACUAGUCCUCCUUAUAUUUACAAGGUAAUUUCAAUUCAAGAUUAUUCUCCUAACUUUGGCAUAUUUUCCGGAUAUAAUGAAUUGAUAGUAAAAGGGCAAAAUUUAGACAUUGGAUCUAAUGCAACAAUUACUUUAGGACGGGACUUGCAUUGUUCUAUAUUAAAUCGCAGCUCCCACCAAAUCAUCUGCCGAUCCCUGCCUUAUACAUCAAUGGUUCAUAAUAAAGGCAUCAUUCAAUUAGCUACUCAACUUCGAGCCCUCUUAUUAGACGUUACUCUUAUGAUAGACGGAAUGUCUAUUACAUUAAACCCUCAAUUUUCGGUCAAACCUGAUCCAACUGUUGUUUCAGUCGAACCCAAGAGCAGUAUUAUGAGCGGAGGCUCUCUCAUUAAGCUCAAAUUCAAAGGGAUAGACCCUUCCCUUUCUUCAUCACUCUUCAAACACGUCAAAUUAUCAAUAACUAUUCCUAUUGAUUCUUUCCGAUCAUUCUUCCCUUUUAGUUCACUCGAUUUCCCUUUAUUUAAUCGAUCAUUACGUAAUACUGAGAUGCCCAUAUUAUUGGACCGAGAUCUGGAGUCUACUUGUCAAUCAACGGACCAAAAUUCCCAUCGAAUUCCGAUGCAUAUAUAUUCAUGUUCGGCUCCAAAUGUUAGCAGUUUCGCCGUCUCGCAAACUUUCGCCGAAAACGUGGGAAUCAAAAUGGUCGAUAAAAAAAUGACAGAAGCUAUUAAAAAAGACAAAAAUACUAUAUUGAUAACUGGAAAAAUCAAUAUUAGUUUAUUUGGCAAAGAAAUUUAUAUGGAUGAUUAUUACGUCUACGUGGAUCCGGUAUAUCAUGAGUUGCCUUCGGAUCCGCUUUACCUGAACCCGGAUAAGCAGCAACUCGAGAUCAAGGGGGUGCACAUAGAUUUGAUCCACACGAUCAGGGAUAUAAAAAUAAUGGUCGGUCCAGAGGAAUGUAAUAUCCUUAAAUUGACAUCCACUUACAUAUCGUGCAUUCCUCCGCGACUGCCUGAUAGUGAAAAAACGCCUAUAACUAAAUUAUCCGCUAAACACGAUAAAUUAUCUAAUCUCAAUCCUCGAUACAAAAAUGAUUCGAUGUACGGUAAAACGUAUUUUAGUUCGACUAUCAGUUCAAUUAAUAUUGGAAAUAAAGUGUACAAAAGAAGUCCCAAGGAUUUAUUAUUUCAUCAAGAAUUUACUAAAGAAGGUCUACCCAAAUACAAGGUUGUCGUCAAAGCAGGUCCUUUGAUAUUUCACUUAGGUUACGUGGCAUACUCCUCGCAACCUAUCAAAUCUAACUACGUUUGGGCCACACUGGCCGCUUUAUCGAUAUUGAUAUUUUUCUCUAUUUUCUUGAUCUUAGUUAUCUGGAAGAAAAAACGCAAUAAGAAAUUGAAAAAUCGGUAUUUAAUGCAUCAAGCCCUAGAGACUAUGCGGUACUCUGAAGCGAAUGGGAGAUGUGAUUCUCGUAAUUUUGACAGCGCUUAUCAAUCAACGCCGGCCAAUAAUAUCAAUCAUUAUGAUCGGCCGUUAUCCCCCAUGCUUCUAGCAUUUCCAAAUGAUUCAAAUAAUAGAGACAUUAUUCAAAAUCAUCAGCUUGAGCGAGAAAACCUUUUGGAUUCAGAAACGAUACAAUUACUGUCGGAUCAUAAAUCUUUCAUGAUACCUUCUAAAUGCAUAAUACUGGGCCCACUAAUAGGAAGCGGCAACUUUGGCAGAGUUUUUAGGGCUAAAUAUUGCGACAAGGAGGUAAAUCAUUUAGAUAAGGAAAUUGAAGGAAACCUUAGGAAAGAAUCGCAGGAAAGAAGCUAUGGUGAAAUCGUGGUGGCUGUUAAAACGCUUAAUACUACUAUCCUAAAUCAAGAAUCACUCCGCGCCUUCCUGCAUGAAGGUCUUAGGAUGAAAGAAUUCAAUCACCCACACGUUAUGUCUCUCAUAGGUAUAAGUUGGUCUCCGACUCACACCCCCUUAGUUAUUUUACCCUUUAUGCCUAACGGCGAUUUGCUUACCCAUCUUAGAAAUCCUAACGUGCAACCUACUCUUGGAAAUUUGUUGGAUUGGGGCAAAGAGAUAGCUAGCGCUAUGCAAUAUUUGGCCAGUCUUAAAUUUGUACACAGGGAUUUGGCGGCGAGAAAUUGCAUGCUGGAUGACCAAUACCACGCCAUUGUAUCCGAUUUUGGAUUAUCUCGAGACAUUUACGAAAAAGAUUAUUAUUCCAGUUCUAACAAAAACAUCAAGUUACCUAUAAAAUGGAUGGCCUUAGAAAGCCUUCAAAAAAAUGUUUAUAAUUGCAAGACCGAUGUGUGGUCAUUCGGAAUUGUUUUGUGGGAAUUGAUGACGAGAGGCGUUAAUCCUUACCCAGACGUGGAUAAUUGGGAUAUAAUAAAUUACUUGGUUUCUGGUAGGAGAUUAAUUCAACCUUUGUAUUGUCCGGAUGCGUUAUAUCGCAUAAUGCUAUCCUGCUGGUCUAAAAAUUCCGACGAUCGUCCCGAUUUUUCUGAACUGUUUACGUUAACCGAAAAUGUCAUAAACGAGUUGGCUCAAGAACGUAAAAAUACUGUCUACGAAUAUGAUACGGUAUUUUAUUACAAUAACCGCACGAUGACGAACAAUUUCGCAGAUCCGGACGAAAGUCAUAAACUUAAAAAUCAUUUAAACGAUAGAAGAGAUAAAACUCUCACUGAUUUGAAGAAUGGACAAAUCGCUCAUCUAACCGAUACAGUUGAGAGAAAUCUAGGAGAAAAUUUUCAAAAGAAUAGGCCUAACAAAAAUGAAGAUGAAAUAAGCAUAUACAGCGGAACAUAUCUAAAUUAACAAUAUAUUUAUAAUGUAUUAUUUCUAUUGAAUUAAAUAUUUAGAACGAAAUUUUUUUUAAAGCUUUGUAAAUUUUUUUUAGAUGACCAUUUUUAAAAUCAAAUUUAUAAUUUUUUAAAAAAUAUUUUUAUA